AUGGGAACGCCAUUCUUUGUCGCCUGCUUGGUCUCGCUGUUGGUAAGCUCAGCAUCCCUGGGGAAAAUCAAAACAUUUGAUGGACUUGAAUUACCCGAUUUAAACGGACCGGCACCGGUUCCACUAUCGUUCGAGGAAUCUAAUUCUUGUGGGCGGUCAAUUAAACACUGUUCGCAAGCUCCAGGGCUUAUUAGUGUUCGCAAGUCGGCACAGGUGAAUCCGACGACGGUAUCCAUGGAUAUAUCGCGUGGCCAACAUUCAUCUGUUGGCUCCCGUAGGCAAAUAUCAGUUGAUCUAGGCUCAGAUGAAAGUCGAAAGCGGUCGAAGUUAGAACAUGUUCACAUGCCCCAGGCUUCGAUCCAAACUGAAGCACACAAACCUCAGAAGAGUGGACCAAGCAGCCCAACACAAAUUACCUCCUCCCAGGUAGAGAUAUCAGAAAAUGUAAAGCAGCUCAAUGAAGCUGGCCAAGGCAUAACACAAUCCACGAGCUACGACAGUCGGGGAAAAGAAACAAGCGAAACCACUCCAUCAUCUUUCAACGUUUACAAUUGGGAUUUUUUGAUAGCUCGCGAACUAGACAAUGACACAAGGAAUGAACCUCAGAAGAACAAACUAGUGCAGCUUUUUAAGACAUUCGGAUUUCAAGAGACUGGGGGUUUCUAUUGGGUUAACCCAAGUAAUCUCAAACAAUUUAGGAAAAAUUUCAAUAAACAGCGCCACGAAAUUCGCGGAAACAGUAAAAUCUAUCUGAGAGAAGAGUCAUUGGGUAAACUUGUGUUGACGCUAUCAGAUGAAAAGCUCGCACUCGAUCGAAAUCCAACUUUCCGCAAAAUCAUGUCUGACUUCAAUUCUAGAAUUGAAAAAAGAAAUGAAGAGCUUGAAACGCUAACAAAUCUUCCCAAAAUAAGCAACAAGAAAAUCAAAUCGAUACAAAACUAUAUAUCCAGUGUAACAAAGAUGAGCACAUUCUUAGCAGUCGUCCAUCUUUCGCUUUUCAAGCAACAUGAUGUUGGUGAUGGAGAUCAACUUCUGCUGAGCCAAAAAACAGUCCAAGAUAUCUUGCUUUUCAUCGAAGAUUUUUGGAUACAAGCUGAAUUAACCGACGGCCAUUUACCAUGGGAAAAAACAUGGGCUAUCCAGCUAUCCGAAAUGCUACGACUUCGAUUUGAUUUCUGGGAGAUUUAUCCCAUACGAGCGCAUUAUCACAGAGCCUGGAGUCUAGUGGAAUACUGGGCAAUCGGCCACGGGAAAAAAGUAAUAGCACGCGAUGGUCCCACAUUCCCCGUUGAAUUAGUGAAUAUCAUGUUGAUCUAUUUGAAUCCUGCCUUUUUCCUUAGCCGUCCUGAGAAAAACUAG
This is a messenger RNA of Puccinia triticina, 1359 nucleotides long. RefSeq lists its product as uncharacterized. The record is from RefSeq and is a predicted model, not a curated record. Bases 1 to 1359 code for a protein of 452 amino acids. The transcript has a single exon. Lineage: Eukaryota; Fungi; Basidiomycota; Pucciniomycetes; Pucciniales; Pucciniaceae.